CUCCGAUUUAAAUUUGUUGAAUCACUUCUUUAAGUCUGCACGUUUUCUUUUCUUAUCCUUUGCGAAUCAGUUAUCGUUAUUCAAUCAAUCGUUGCCCAUCUGCCAUUUGCGAAUCCGACAGCUCGCAGCUCACAAAGCGUUAAAGUCGCGCCUCCGUCUUGCGCUUUGUUUAGCGACUAAAUAAAUAUCAUAUCUUGAUUGCCGGAGCGAGGGGCAUGUAAUUCUGCACCUCCGUGGAGCUUACAAAGCGUGCUCCGAGUUUGGGAGUGACGAUCAGACGAAUUCCAACCGCUCGGGCGACAACAUGUGGCUGGUGCGGAUCUUGCAUUUGUUAGGCACAAUGGCCCUAUUUCCAUUAUUGGGUUACUUUGGAGAAAGUGUUGGUGGGAGUGAUCUCAGCUAUGCGGAUUUUUACGGCAAUGCCAGUGCCAGAAUGCUUCGAUUCCGCGACUUUGAGCCACGUCAGCCAAGUGAAAGAAUGGAUAUGGAAUUUAGUUUGGCGGAAAAUGAAAAUCCCGGACUAGAACGGGAGGGACGAGGUUUCCAUUUCCAUGCCAGCGGCGAGGAUGUCAGUGUGGAACUGGAGUUCAUCGUACCGUUCCUCAAAAUACCUGUGAAAAGGAGCAUGAACCUGGCCCGUGAUGCUAUCCAGAAUGUCCUUAACUUACGAACUGGAGCCAUAAUAAACACAGCCGUUGUGGUGGCUGCAGGAGCAGUGAUUGCAGCAGUAGUACGACUACUCAUAGCCCCUCUUGUAUUCACUUCUUUGGGCAAUGGUUAUGGCUACAAAUCCGAUCCAGAAAGAGGCAUGCGCCGACUGACUGAUGUGGUGGAAUCACAAUUGGAGGAACACAACAUCGACAUGUCUGUUUGUGUGCAGCGGAUGAUCUGCCAGUACCUGCAAAAGAAUCUGUCUUCUGGAUAUGCCAGGGCUCUAAACGUGUUGACCAGUCCUCCCUGGAUUCAUCCUUUUGUUGAUGGAACUGCAGUUUUCCAUGCCAUUCAAUCCUCAAGAAGCAGUCGCAGCUGUACCCACACUUAUCAAAGCUGUCGAUGGCCGAAUUAUUUAAACAAGAAGUCUGGAAGCUUACCCCAAGUCCUCAAGUUUUUUAAUGGAUAACUACCAUAAACACUAUCUUAAAUACGAUUAACAUUACUUAUUUAUU
Messenger RNA from Drosophila gunungcola (fruit fly), 1166 nucleotides. RefSeq lists its product as uncharacterized. The record is from RefSeq and is a predicted model, not a curated record. The transcript is spliced from 3 exons. NCBI's taxonomy places the organism in Eukaryota, Metazoa, Arthropoda, Insecta, Diptera, Drosophilidae. The coding region runs from base 305 to 1120 and encodes 271 amino acids.